AUGGAUCUGAAUAUGAUAUUGUCAGAGGGCAAGCAUCAACACUCGGCCAGGAAGAAGCAGUUGGAAACGUCGCGAGAAGAAGGCACAGCAUUGGAUGUUCAGCAAGGCAGUCAAGGACCGGGAGCGAAGAAGCAGCCAAAGUGGUCACCAGACGAAGACGAGAGGAUCAUCCAGCUCCGCACGCAGAGGGAGACUUGGGAGGAUAUCGGCGAGCAACUGCCUGGUCGGAGUCCGGUCAGCUGUCGAUUGAGCUAUCAAAAUUAUCUGGAGAGGAACUUUCCCUGGGACGAGGCCAAAAAGACUAAAUUCGCGAAGUUGUAUAACAGACUUCGUGCAGCAAUGUGGUCAAAAGUGGCAGAAGAGAUUGAUAUACCGUGGAGAGCUCUCGAAGAAAUGCACUGGGAAAUGGGGAAAAAUGAGCUGGCGAUGCGUGCUGGGGUGAAACCCUUUUCUCACAACCCUCGUCAGCAUUCGCAAUCCCAAGGAUUAGCGCUACCCGGGGUCAGAGAAGUGUUAGGCGAGACUCCUGGCGCCUGGUGGACUAGGAGUGGAAACGGACUGGUAUGGGUGAAGACCUAG
Exophiala xenobiotica is the source of this 579-nucleotide messenger RNA. RefSeq lists its product as uncharacterized. The record is from RefSeq and is a predicted model, not a curated record. NCBI's taxonomy places the organism in Eukaryota, Fungi, Ascomycota, Eurotiomycetes, Chaetothyriales, Herpotrichiellaceae. The transcript is spliced from 2 exons. The coding region runs from base 1 to 579 and encodes 192 amino acids.